Messenger RNA from Rhodamnia argentea, 549 nucleotides. Its product is annotated as dirigent protein 1-like. Bases 1 to 549 code for a protein of 182 amino acids. The record is from RefSeq and is a predicted model, not a curated record. Lineage: Eukaryota; Viridiplantae; Streptophyta; Magnoliopsida; Myrtales; Myrtaceae. The transcript has a single exon.
AUGGCACCAAACGCAAUCCCGAAAUUCGCCACUCUCUCAUUGCUCGUUCUUCUAGCCAUUUCUGCUUCCUCAGAAGCUAAUUUCAACUUCAACCACAAGCUCAAAGAGACCAAGUUGGUCUCCUACAUGUUCGACUGGGAGACCGGCCUCAAUGUAACUGCCGUUCCGGUCGCCCGCAUCCUGGGGAACCGGUGGUGGAUUCUCAGGUUCGGCACCGUCUUUGCAAUGGACGAAAAGCUGACAGAGUCAUACGAUUGCAACUCCACCGAGGUUGGGAGGGCCCGAGGUGCCUAUGUGAACUCGGCCGUGGACGGCUCGGAUUUGCACCUGUUGAUGUCAGUUGUGUUCACCAACCAGGUGUUCAAUGGGAGCACACUAGAAAUACAGGGUUCCGAUCGGUUUUACCACAAAUAUAGGGAAGUGUCCGUGGUGUCCGGCACUGGGAAGUUCCGGUUCGCUAGGGUAUAUGCAAUUCUAGAAACUCUGUUCCUCGAUCAGGUGAACGCCAAUGCCAUCAUACAAUGGAAUGUCACCGUGUAUCACUACUGA